GUGUAAGUAUUAUACGUCUAUGGCUUCUCCUCGGUUGAUAAACGAUUUAAAGAACUUACAUAAAUUGAUUUAAAUAGUCGGGCGUCGGCUUGUGAUCAACUGCGCGUGGAUCGCUCGAUGCGUGAUACGGAGAGAAUGAUUAAUCAAAAACGUGUAAAAGCAUAAAGAACUAAAUAGAGUGAACGUUGAAUGAAAACCAGAAACGUAUUAAGAAGGAUUUAAAAAGAAUUACGUUUAUCCGUCGGAUUCGAACUGAAAAGUGAAGUAUCAACGAAACGGAAGGAUGAAUUACGGAAAGAAAUCUCCUAGCAUGGGCACGCCUUCGGUAUAUUCACAUGUCACCACGCGUAGUAGUGCGAAUUUAAGAUCUUCGCGAUCAGCACGUAGUGUCAAAAUACCCUGGUACCAGAAGCCAAUUUUGACACAUGCUUAUAUACUUGACAUUCAAAGAGGUGCCAUGUUCACAGCAAUAUUUUCAUUAAGUUUAGCUGUUUUUACAAUCUGUUCUUCGAUAUUUGAUCUCUAUUGCCUUUCUCAAGCAGCACCAGGUUCAACGCAUUACGGCUAUUAUAUCAUAUCAUAUGAAUUUGUGUAUGUGGGUAAUCAGCAUGUUCGCAAUGCUCUUGUAGUUUUUGCUUUGUUCUCCAUGCUUGGUGGAAUAACUGUUUUUGCAUCCUCAUUGAUGUUGAUAGUUGCUUUACGAAAGGAAUAUGAACGUAAAAUGGUACCUUGGUUGUACAGUUUUGCAGCUUUCACUCUUUUCAGAUUGUUUGCUUUUGUAUUCUUUAGUACAGUAAACGACAUGAUAUUUGCUUAUAAUAUCAUAAUGUGUUUUCUGUGGACUAUAUUUGUUUGUUUCUCCAUUUAUGGAUGGUUAAUUGUGUACUCUCUGUACGUGGAGUUGUGUGAUCUUACAAGAUUAGAGGACCUUGCACAUUUAAGAAUAGGCACUAUGCAGUCAUUGAAUGCAUCUACCACUCAAUCUAUCGCUGGUUCACGGCCGACGACACCCCACAGUGCGGUAUCGACGAUGCCAGCCAAUUAAAUACAUACAGCGAGUUCAGUCACUGCAAUAUAUUCACGAGAAAAUGUUUCUGGGCAUUCGAUACGAGAGAAGGAGAUUCUAGCGUGAUGUAAAAUAUCGAAAUGCUAAUCUGAACAUGAUAGAUUGAAACGCGA
Molecule: messenger RNA, 1179 nt
Organism: Dufourea novaeangliae
Lineage: Eukaryota; Metazoa; Arthropoda; Insecta; Hymenoptera; Halictidae
Gene: pasi2
Exons: 5
Coding region: 284-1045 (253 amino acids)
Source: RefSeq, a predicted model, not a curated record